CUCCAUCGUCUUUGGUCUCAACAUCCACAGUUACUCCACCAUGAAGUACCUCCUGGCAAUCGUGUUGGUGGGCGUGGCGUCUGGUCUGCCUGGUCUCCGUCGUCGCCGAGACAGUAGUCCAGACUUCUUCGAGCUGCCGUCCAACGCCUCGCUCAUCCUGGGGUCAAUCACCUCGGGGUUCGGCUGUAGUGAUCUGCCCUACGGCUACUACGCUGACGAGGCCAACAACUGCGCCAUCUUCCACGUGUGUCUCCCCUACAUCAACUUCGGCCAGAUCAUCACCAGACAGUUCUCGUUCAUGUGUGGGGAGGGCACCGUCUUCGACCAAGAGAACCUUAUUUGUGACUUUCCGGAAAACGCUCUCCCCUGCAGCAGCGCCCUCGAGUACAGGCGAGUCAACGAAUAUUUCGGACGCACCGACAGGAACUUCCUCGAAUAGUCGACGAUCGAGUAAUAAGAAUGGUUUUGUUGCUCGUAAUAUGGCAACUUAGCAACACUAUGAUCAAUAUUCACAAGUUUUAAUUCAUCCUUUGUAUCGUCCUGUUACUCUUUGUUUUGUUUUGAACAUUCCUAGCUAGUUUUAGGACACUGUUCUUGGUGCUGUAAUAUAUGUUUUCUGUGCUGUUGUCUUAGCUACCGAGUUAUUCAUCCCUUUAAUACUCUCAACAUGUGUAUUAUACCCUGAAGAAACUUUAUCACAACUUGAAAAUCGUCCUUCUUUAGCCUCCUGUACAACACUGUCAUGUAUCUGUCCUAUUGUUAAAAGUUUAUCAUAAUAUUACUAACAUUAUUUCUCAGUAAGUACAAAUUUUAUUGUUGUCUAUAUAAUUCAAUUUAAUAAAUCUGCAAAUGUUA
Messenger RNA from Homarus americanus (American lobster), 855 nucleotides. RefSeq names its product U-scoloptoxin(01)-Cw1a-like. NCBI's taxonomy places the organism in Eukaryota, Metazoa, Arthropoda, Malacostraca, Decapoda, Nephropidae. Gene Ontology annotation, molecular function: chitin binding. The coding region runs from base 41 to 439 and encodes 132 amino acids. The transcript is spliced from 2 exons. The record is from RefSeq and is a predicted model, not a curated record. Gene Ontology annotation, cellular component: extracellular region.